This is a messenger RNA of Cervus elaphus (red deer), 4826 nucleotides long. It is a transcript of the gene MCOLN3, whose product is annotated as mucolipin TRP cation channel 3. NCBI's taxonomy places the organism in Eukaryota, Metazoa, Chordata, Mammalia, Artiodactyla, Cervidae. The record is from RefSeq and is a predicted model, not a curated record. The transcript has 13 exons. Gene Ontology annotation, cellular component: lysosomal membrane; plasma membrane. Gene Ontology annotation, molecular function: NAADP-sensitive calcium-release channel activity. The coding region runs from base 497 to 2236 and encodes 579 amino acids.
UGGAGCAACCUGAGAAACCCGAGGAGGGCGGAGAGGAUCGUUUACACAGACGGGGAGGGGCGCGAAGGGAGUUAGGCGUCCAGAGACCGGAUGGCCCCGGGCUAGUUCAGACGGCCUCCUGCGCCCCAGGUCCAGAAAGACCGCUGCAGAAAGGGGCGUGGGAGGGAGGGGAGCUGCGGAGGAGGGUCACGGGUUCACUCGGCCGGCGGAGGGAGGAUGCCACCGCUGCUGGGCUCACGUCGAACCCCGGGCUGAGCUGGACUUCAGAGGCUUCUAGAGCCGGCUCACCUGCCGCGGCCCGAGCCGCGAAGUAGGCCCCCCACCGGUCCUCUCUGGCGCCCCGCUUCCCGCGCCGCGGCCGCAGGUGAGCCGAGCCCAGCCGCACCCGGAGGCAUCAGGUGUCGUGGGAACGGCGCCCGCGGCGCGAAGGGAGAGCCCGCCCCGUCUCCAGCCAUCCGUGAUACCCGGCGGGAGGGUCGGGUGCGACGGCGGCGCCAUGGAGGGGACACAGGAGGGAGCGGGGUGCGAGCUGCAGCGGUUCGGUCCCCCGGCUGCUCAGCAGCCCGCACAAGAGAUGGCAAAUGCUGAGGCUGCUGUAAGUAACUGCAGCUCUCAUGAAGAGGAAAAUCGCUGCACUUUUAACCAGCAUACAUCUCCCUCUGAGGAACUUCUAUUAGAAGACCAGAUGAGACGAAAACUCAAAUUUUUUUUCAUGAAUCCUUGUGAGAAGUUCUGGGCUCGAGGUAGAAAACCCUGGAAACUUGCCAUACAGAUUCUAAAAAUUGCAAUGGUGACUAUACAGCUGAUCUUUUUUGGCUUGAGUAACCAGAUGGUGGUAGCUUUCAAGGAGGAGAACACUAUAGCAUUCAAGCACCUCUUCCUAAAAGGAUAUAUAGACAGAAUGGAUGACACAUAUGCAGUGUAUACACAAAGAGAUGUGUAUGAUCAGAUCGUCUUUGCAGUGAACCAGUACUUGCAGCUAUGCAACGUCUCAGUUGGGAAUCAUGCAUUCGAGAACAAGGGAACGGAGCAGUCGGCCCUGGCAGCCUGCUGGCACUUCUACAAGCAAGGAAACAUCUAUCCUGGAAAUGAUACCUUUGACAUUGACCCAGAAAUUGAAACUGAAUGUUUAUUUGUGGAACCAAAUGAACCUUUUCACAUUGGAACACCAGAAGAAAAUAAACUCAACUUAACACUGGACUUUCACAGACUCUUAACAGUGGAGCUGCAGUUCAAACUGAAGGCCAUUAACCUGCAGACCAUUCGUCAUCAUGAGCUCCCGGACUGUUACGACUUUACUCUGACUAUAACUUUUGACAACAAAGCCCACAGUGGAAGAAUUAAGAUAAGUUUAGAUAAUGACAUUUCCAUCAGAGAAUGUAAAGACUGGCAUGUAUCUGGAUCAAUUCAGAAGAACACUCAUUACAUGAUGAUCUUUGAUGUCUUCAUUAUUCUGACAUGUUUGGCUUCGUUAAUCCUGUGUGUUCGAUCUGUGUUGAGAGGACUUCAGCUUCAGCAGGAAUUUGUCAAUUUUUUCCUCCUCCAUUAUAAGAAAGAAGUUUCUGUUUCUGAUCGAAUGGAAUUCAUCAAUGGAUGGUACAUUAUGAUUAUUAUUAGUGACAUAUUGACCAUCAUUGGAUCAAUUCUGAAAAUGGAAAUUCAAGCUAAGAGUCUAACAAGUUACGAUGUCUGUAGCAUACUUCUUGGGACCUCUACCAUGCUUGUGUGGCUUGGAGUUAUCCGCUACUUUGGUUUUUUUCAGAAAUACAAUCUCCUCAUUCUCACCCUCCAGGCGGCACUGCCCAAUGUCAUCAGGUUCUGCUGCUGUGCAGCCAUGAUUUAUUUAGGCUAUUGCUUCUGUGGAUGGAUUGUGCUGGGGCCUUAUCAUGAUAAGUUCCGUUCUCUGAACAUGGUCUCUGAGUGCCUUUUCUCGCUGAUAAAUGGAGAUGAUAUGUUUGCCACAUUUGCAAAAAUGCAGCAAAAAAGUUACCUGGUCUGGCUGUUUAGCAGAAUUUACCUCUACUCAUUCAUCAGCCUUUUUAUAUACAUGAUUUUAAGUCUUUUCAUUGCACUAAUCACUGAUACGUAUGAAACAAUUAAGCAUUACCAACAAGAUGGCUUUCCUGAGACUGAACUUCGUUUAUUUAUAUCAGAGUGCAAAGAUCUGCCUAAUUCUGGAAAGUACCGAUUAGAAGAAGACACUCCAGUAUCUAUAUUCUGCUGUUGUAAAAAGUAGCUGUUAGGCUAAUCUGUGCUCUGGAGGGGAUAUAUUAUGUAAAUGAGUUGGGAGAUAAAAAUGGGUAUUAUCAGUUGUAGUAUGUCUGAAGACUACUAUUUUGAGCAAAUUGAUGACUAUAAUUCAUCAAGAACUGUGUUUAUAUUUUUAAAGCAAUAUUUAAUGUCUAUAGCUUUGUGCUAGGUUUAUUUUAAAAAAACCCACUUUGAUGAGGGAAACUUUUGGAUUCUUGUCCUGUUUGUUUUGCCAUAGUUUUAGAAUAUGUUUUCCAUACUUUUCUUUACUCUCGCUUCCAGUUAUUUUGACUAUGCUGACUGUGUCAUCAGUAGAAACAGUUCCUGGUCUGAUGUCAGCCAAGUCACUAACCCUGGCCUGGACCAUUCUCAGUGGUCAUCUGAGAGACGGGAAGGUUGCUCUCUAUCCAGUAAUCAUUGGUGGCUCAGAUGGUAAAGAAUCUGCCUGUAGUGCAGACCUGGGUUUGAUCCCUGGGUGGGGAAGAUGCCCUAGAGUAGGAAAUGGCAACCCAGUUCAGUAUUCUUGCCUGGAAAAUUCCAAGGACAGAGGAGCCUGGUGGGCUAUAGUCCAUGGGGUGGCAAGAGUUGGACAUGACUGAGUGACUUUAACUUUCAAAAGAAAGAAUGAGAAAGAAAAAAGUCACCAGCUAACAGUCACAUAUUUGGUUCUGAAGGACAACUGUUAUUUGAUACUCUUGAUUUCUGGAGAAGAUCAGAUUUUUUUUGUACUCAAGUAUAGGUUUUCUCCUUUCCUAUAGUAUUAAAGGACAAACUUGAAAGAGUAUUCUAUAAAUCUGUGAAAAUUAAAGUGCAUACCAAAUGCAUAUUCAGUCCCACAAGGAUCGAUUUAUUGGUACUUGCACAGCCUUGUGAAAAGUGCAUGAUGCACCAGGUCCCUUGGGGGAACAUUCAUUCUCACAGAAAAGAGUAGCGUCUCAGGGUCACUAAUCGCGGUUUCAUGGGGAGAAGUUCUAUAACGGACAUGAAAAAUGUUUUGGAAAACAAUUAUGUUCAAAAUUUAAAAAUAAAUGGGAAAUGUAUGCCUUAAAAAGACACAAAACCAAAGUCUCCACUCCUUGCAGACUGCUGAUUAGAAGCUUCAGGGAUUUUCACAACAUAAGUCUUUGUUUUGUGUGCUAUUUAUUCAAACAAAUUAAUUCAAUGAUGUGAUGUGCAAUAAAGGUUUUCUGAAAGCAAGCUCUUUUUUUCCAAGGAAAUUGAUUAUUUUUUUAUUUUAACCUCGAGACUCUGAAAUCUUAUUGUUUAACACAAUAACAUUCAUAAUAAUGACUCUUGGUGUCAAAAUGUGAGAUUCUGCAAUGAAUAUAAGCUAUUUUGUAGUACCUGUGGCUUUAAAAAACUAGAAAUCUAAUCUAUAGGUUAAUUUUUUUUCUUUGUUCUAAUAUUUGUGUCACAAUCAUUUUUGGAAUUUGCUAGAAUGCAUUGAGUCUUGAGAUUGUGUUCAUUAUCUGACAGAUACUUCUUUUUACCCCUUGAGAAGUUUUUGGAUUGGCAGUAAUAUUUCAGUGGAAAUGUGAGACCGCUGACUUACUACUCUGAGGUUUUGCUUUGCCCUGAAGUCACUAUGUUCCUCCUGUGAAAAUACAGCCAAUGACUUGGCACCUUCACAUCUUUCUCUUGAUUGUUCAAGAUUUCUUAUUGUCAGGAAUCCGUGAUAAAGUCCAAGGCCUAAUUUUUAGUAAUCAUCCUUAUGGUCUUAGCUGGAAAGCUUCUAAGUUUCUCACUGUUAGGUAGGAUAUGGGCUGUAGAUUUUUCACAGAUGUUCUUAAUCGAGUUGAAGAUAUUUCUCUCUGUUCCUAGUUUGCCGACAAUUUUUAAAAUCAUGAAUGAGUAUUGGAUUUUGUCAAAUGAAUUAUUUGCAUCUAUUGAUAUUAUUGUGAUUUUUUUUUGAGCUUACUGAUAUGAUGAAUUAUAUUAGUUUGAGUUUAGAGUGUUGAACUAACUUUGCAUACCUGGAAUAAAUCCCAGUUGGUUGUGGUGUUUGAUUAUUUUUAUAUAUUGUUGCAUUCAAUUUGCUAAUCUUUUUUUGUUGAGAAUUUUGCAUCUAUGUUCAUGAGAGAUAUUGGUGUGUAGCUUUUUUGUUUGUAAUGUCUUUAUCUUUUUUUGUUGUUAUCAGGGUAAUGCUAGCUUCAUGAAUAUGUUAGGAAGUAUGAUCUUUGCUUCUGUCUUCUGGAAGAGAUUAUAGAGAACUGGUAUAAUUUCUUCCUUAAAUGUUUGGUAGAAUUUACCAGUGAACCCAUCUGGAUGGGUCUUUCUGCUUCAGAAGAUUAUUAAUUAUUGAUUCAAUUUCUUUAAUAGACGUAGGCCUAUUGGAUUGUCUGUUUCUUCUUACAGGCCAAGAAUAGACCCACAUCAAUGUAGUCAACCAAUCUUUGACAAGGAGCAAAGGCAAUACAGUUGAGCAAAGACAGUCUUUUUCACAAAUGGAACAACUGGAUAUUUACAUACAAGAAAAUGAACCUUGACAUAGACUUUACAUCUGUCACAAAAAUUAACUCAAAAUGGAUCAUAGUUGUAUAUGUAAAAUGUAAAAUUGUAAGAUUCCUGAAAAAAAA